UAAUGUCUGAAGUAGAAGAAAUUAAUUUGGAAUCAAAUAUCAAAAAGCCAAGACAUUAAAGAUAACAAAAUAAAUCUAGGAAUAUUAGAAAGAAUAAAAAUAACUUUAAUAGACAAAGAAAUAAUUCAUAAAAUAGAAAUAGAGAUAGAUAAAGGAGAAAUGAUUGGAAAUAAUAAAAUGGAGCCAAUACAAGAGAUUUAUUUGAAAUUGAUAUCUAUAACUUUUUAGCCAAGAAUUAAAUAUCUGACUUAAUAGUAUUUGUAUUGCAUAAACUUAGAGUGAUAUUAAAUCUAGAUGUGGCAAUUUGGUUAAACUUCAUAUUAUUGCCAAUAAUAUAUAAGAGAAUGAAGCAGAAACUAAAGUAAAUAUAUACAUCAUUAAAGGUAGUUUUGAAAGCUUUUUUCAAAGAUAAAAAAUCAGCUGAUGAAUGUUAAUUUCAAUAUAAUGAUGCCAAACUUGAUGAUUAAUCAUUAAGAACAGAAUGCAAAUAUUGAU
Messenger RNA from Paramecium pentaurelia, 495 nucleotides. The record is from the annotation of a GenBank genome assembly. Lineage: Eukaryota; Ciliophora; Oligohymenophorea; Peniculida; Parameciidae.